This is a messenger RNA of Ictalurus punctatus (channel catfish), 2964 nucleotides long. It is a transcript of the gene ubac2, whose product is annotated as UBA domain containing 2. Gene Ontology annotation, molecular function: protein binding; serine-type endopeptidase activity. Bases 239 to 1267 code for a protein of 342 amino acids. The transcript has 9 exons. The record is from RefSeq and is a predicted model, not a curated record. Lineage: Eukaryota; Metazoa; Chordata; Actinopteri; Siluriformes; Ictaluridae.
GCGCGAGAUUUUGAGCUGGAAACCUUGGGCGUAACCCUUCAAACUUCCAGAAGCGCGUUUUCCAUUACGGGAUUUGUCCCUCACCGGCUGCCAUUCUGGAUACCAUUUCCCCUCUACCUGCUACAACCCGAUUUUUCCCUUUAACUUUUUUAUCAGGUUUUUAUCUAUAAAACACAGUGCCUUUGUGUAUCCUUGGUCGUUUAGGUUUCGUGUUUAUUCCGCGCAUGUACCGAGCACAAUGUUCACCACUACCGGGUCCAGAGGACUGUAUAAAGCUCCAGUGUCGAAGAGCCUGCUGCUGAUUCCCACUGCCUUCACCGUGCUGCUGCUCAUGGCUCUGCCUCAGUACCAGAAGCUGUUCGUCUACAGCCUGCAAGCUAUCGCACACCACGGCCAGUUGUGGAGGCUGCUGUGUGGGAGGCUGAUCUGUCUGGAUUUAAAGGACACGUUCUGCAGCAGUCUGCUCAUCUACAACUUCCGCAUAUUCGAGAGGAGGUUUGGCAGUCACAAAUUCGCUUCCUUCCUGUUUGGAACCUGGGUUCUGUCUGGAUUUCUGGACUUCCUGUUGGCCGAGGCUGUUCACUUCCUGUUUGAGCUGCAGGUGGACGUGCUACCGGCCGGACUGCUGGGUCCAGUCUUCGCCCUCUUUGUGCCUUUCUUCUGUUCCGUCCCUCGAGUUCAGGUCACUCAGUUGCUGCGCCACGUCUCGAUCAGCAACAAGUCUCUCGUGUACAUCGUGGGCCUGCAGUUGCUGACCUCUAGCGCUUACAUGUGGGUUGUGGCUCUGAGCGGAUUGGUCUCAGGCGUGCUGUACUACAAUAACGUGUUGGCUCUCCAGCGGUUCCUGUAUGUUCCACAGUGGCUGGCACGCUGCAGCUCUCAGCUCCUGGAGCCCAUGUUCUCAGGCACAGAGCCGCACGCUGAGGCUCCAGUAGGAAUGGGAGCCACGUUGGACAUCCAGCGACAGCAGCGCAUGGACAUGCUGGACCAACAGCUGCUGCUCUCACAGCUGGCGCAGCUUAGGAGAAACGCCCAGCAGCCACCACCACAGCAGCAGGGUGGACUCCUCAACCGAUUCUUUCCGGGUUUGCGACACAGAGGUCAGAACGUGAAUCACAUGCAGCCUCACUCCGUGGACCCACCAGUGGCUGAGGAGCAGGUGGCGAGGCUGAUGGAGAUGGGUUUCUCCAGACUGGACGCUCAGGAAGCUCUCCGAGCAUCCAACAACGACAUCAACAUGGCCACCAACUUCCUGCUCCAGCACUGAGGCUGAGCGUCACAGGGCGGAGCAGACGGAAACGGCGCCGCUGCGACUGGAAAACACGACGCACGGACACUACGUCGGAAGACUGGAACAGUAACAUAUUCUCUGGAGCUAGUGGUGUCGAUUCCUCUCAAACCGCUCUGUGAUUGGGUGGUGAGGAGCCGCCGAAGCUGCCGCUACUGUUUCCUGCCGACUUCAGCAGAAUAGAGCCGGGAUGGUGGCAGAGGACGGCACGGUAUUAUGUCAGGGCUUGCGUUCUCUGGCCUCGCCGUCCCUCUACAACCUCCAGCACUGCACAUUCUUAUUAAUAAGCCCACGUAUAGUGGCGAUGAUGAUGAUGAUGAUGAUGUGAUUGAAGAGUCUUAAAAGGAAAUCGAGACCUCAUAAAAAGACUCAUAUUUAGACAUAGUUGUGGACUAGUGUGUUGUUUUGACGAAUUUUAAACUUGUGGGACUUUACAGUUAGAGGAAUAAUUUGCGCAAUUUUUCUUCACCAUGUUUCUUAGUUUUGUUCAGGAGGCUAAUAGAUAAAUAAACAGAAGUCAGUGUCACCCAAAAUCUGUUCAACCACAGUCAUCUACACUCAUUUAUACCUUUUAAUAUGUACAGUAUCGUUUACCCAGAAAGGUGUGUGUAGUGUACUAUUAACGCUUUACUCUAAAAGGUCAUUACAGUUCAGUGGCUUACUUUAAAGGUACACUACAUCCAUAUUUCCAGGUGAAAAUAAAAAGCAUAUAUUAAAGAUGCAAAACAAAUGGGUACAACAACUGCGAGAACUAAAUGUACAGUUUGCUACCCGUAUAAACCCGAACAAAACUUUCAGCUUAUAUCAUUUUUGACAACCAGAAUCCUCCAGGUUCUUGGACAACCAUGUCGUCCCUCCCCAUUUAUAUCAAAUGACCGAUACCAAAUGUGGAGAACGAAAGCUAAUACGUGUUUCUUCUGAGACGUGACAACUCCAUCUUAUCAAAUUUCAUCACAGGGCAAAGUAAGACACUCUGAGGAAGGCGCAAUCUGCCCUCUCGAGCUCGCAGAUUCCCACGAUUGGUUUGUGUCACUCUGAUUGAUUGACAGAUGAGAGAGAGAAUCCCUCCCACCCAAAGAGAAUGGUCAAUUUUUGCUCCCUUUGCCACCCGUUGAUGGCUGUGGCAUCAUCAGGAUUCGAACUCGCCGUCUCCCAAUGAUGAUGGCGUGAACAACGUUGUUCGAAGCACGUUACAGUAUAUGAAGAUUUGGGUGUGUGUUUAUGGGAAUGAUCUUGGGUGAGAUUUCAUCCCAUUAUUGUUUGCUACAUUAGCCUCAUAACUCCAGUACAAAACACGAAGCAGAUACCGCACAUGUUCUGUGAACGGGGGGGAAUUGUGUACAUUUUUGGUUUUUCAUCAAACGGUCCCUGGCUCUGCCUGUUCUUUGUGAAACCUUCAAAACAAAGCAUAAGCUCUUAAAUUCAAACCUUGUGAAUAAUGUAUGUUGACAUGACAUAACCAGGUUAAUAAUUACCAUGUGAUUAUUCAUGAUUAAUUCAUAAUCAUUUAAAGUAAGAAUUGUGCUAGAAUAUGACGGUCGCUUUGGUGAGGAAUAAAAUGUACACAGUUUUCUAUUUAUGCAAAUGAGACGUAUUUUUUUGGCUGAUGUUUGUGGCCUCUGGUUUUACUGGAGGUGAAAGUCUAGCUAACAAAUAAUAAAAAUCUAUCUCCACCA